Messenger RNA from Closterium sp. Naga37s-1, 716 nucleotides. The record is from the annotation of a GenBank genome assembly. Lineage: Eukaryota; Viridiplantae; Streptophyta; Zygnematophyceae; Desmidiales; Closteriaceae.
AUGGCCGGUGCUUCUGGAUCUGACGGUUCCGAGCAGCCCUCACUGGCCGCCGCAUCGGGCGCGGGAGGCGACUCAAAGCCGGAAUCCGCAAAGGCAGGCGGCGCGAAGCAGCUGACCCCGCAGGAGCGCGCGCGACUCGCGGCGGCGCGGCGACGUGCGCGGGGGAGCAAUGCGAGGCCGGGAAGUGCGGGGAAAGGCAAGCAGGGAGUCGCCACGUCACUCUACUUUUCCGUGGUGGCUCUUAUAAUCGCCAUCUGGGCCGUCUUUAUUUUCCGCGCCAUUCAAGCCCCCCCGCCGGUCCCGCUCACCGACGCUGACGUAACCAGCCCGCGCGUCCGCCUCUCGGACGGCCGCCACGUGGCGUACCACGAGAUGGGCGCGGCUGCUGACGUGGCCAAGUACCAGGUGCUGGUGGUGCACGCGUGGCAGACGUGCCGACUGAGCAUGCUGCCCAACAUCACGCAGGAGUUCCUAGAAGCCAACGGCAUUUGCCUGGUGAGCUACGACCGAGCGGGCUAUGGCCAGAGCGACCCGAACCCGGAGCGCACUCUGCAGAGCGACGUGCGCGACGCAGGGGAGGUGGCAACGGCAGUGGGGUUGGGGGAGAAGUUCUACCUCGUCGCGACCUCCAUGGGGACUUACGUGGCGCUCGGCGCGCUCAGAUACCUGCCGCACCGGCUCAAAGGCCUGACGAUAAUCAGCGUGGUGGGCAACCC